AUGCCUGCCAUCAUGCCUACCACCAUGCCCGCUUUGCUCGGCUCCUUUCCCCUCCCCUUCCAGAAGUUCCUCUGGAAGGUUAGGGAUUUGAUUAAGUCAGUGGUAAAACUGAGUGUUCAGGACAAGAUUUACCUCCUCGGCCGAGACGGCGAGGAGACUCGACGCCUCAAUGAUCAGCAUCGCUUCCUUGUAGCUGUCUCAGGCCACACGAUUCAUCCUUCUAUUCCCAAAGACAACAUCACUGCUAUCGCCGACCUAGGUACCGGCACUGGUGUCUGGCUCGAAGACGUCGCCAAAACCCUACCUCAAUCAGUCUAUCUGCAUGGCUUUGACAUUUCCGCGGCCCAAUUCCCGAUCCGAGAGGGACCAAUUGCACUGAGCGUGCACGAUGUGCUCUAUCCUUUCCCCGAGGAGCAUCAAUCCCGCUACGAUCUCGUCCACAUUCGACUUUUGACCGCAGGUCUAAAGAAGAAAGAUUAUGCUGUUGUUUUGGCCAAUGCACGAGCCCUACUGAAACCUAAUGGAUACAUACAAUGGGAAGAGCUGGACCACUCUGCGUUCUGCACAGACGCGGUCCCCGAAGCAGCCGUCGUCAACCAGAUGCGCCAGUCUGUCACCAAUGCCAUGCUGAGCCUAGAUCUGUGUCCUACUGCGCCGCAGCGAGUACACGAAGACAUCUUGGCUGGUGGGUUUGCGGAUGUUAUAACCGAAACUCACACUACUAAGGGCAAGGAUCAUCUGCGAGAUAUCUCACAGAGAUGGGUUGCCGGCGUUAUGAGGGCUUUGGUGACGCCUUCGAUGCUUGUCACUGGCGAGGCAAAGACGGAGUUCCAGGCGAGGGAGAAGGUCAAUGCCUUGGUUGCGAAGUUUGAUGAUCACUGCCAGCAUGCAAAGGCCAUGGUUAACCUGGGUGUCACUGUUGGCCGAAGGGUCUGA
Penicillium brevicompactum is the source of this 936-nucleotide messenger RNA. RefSeq names its product putative LaeA-like methyltransferase. The transcript is spliced from 4 exons. Lineage: Eukaryota; Fungi; Ascomycota; Eurotiomycetes; Eurotiales; Aspergillaceae. The record is from RefSeq and is a predicted model, not a curated record. The coding region runs from base 1 to 936 and encodes 311 amino acids.